CCCCAAGCUACGGACCUGCCUUCUUUGCUGUCGCAAUCCAUUGACAAGAAAAAUCGAACGACAGGCUCAUCCCUAUAAGCUUCCUUGUUGCACUGUCUGACUCUACAAAUCAUUCCAGCCUGUUCCUUGCCGGAUUGGUUUCUGCUUCCGCCCAAAGCCUUUGUGUAUCGUGCCUGUCCCAGCGCAAACUUCACAGCCAGCAAGAACCAAGAACUCGCCAACGUAUCGCAGUCAAGCCCACAGUAGCUGCUCUCGCCCAAGCACCCUGCCCCGGUCAGCUGCUUAGUCGUUGAUAAUCUCUCUACAUUUUUUGCAUCGACCAUCUAUUUAGCUCGAUUUUCUUCCCUCUCUUUCAUUUCACAAUGUCCAACCCAACCGCAACAGAACCGAUCGAACCGACCGCAGCCGACCCAACCACGCAAGAAUCCACGGCACCGACGACGACGACGACGACGACAUCAGAACCCACGAUGCCUCCCGUUCCCGCGACCGCGUCGGCCGAUGCCGUCAGCCGUGACAUUGCCAUGACCGACGCCGCCGCCGUCGAGCCGGUUUCUUCUCCCGCUCCAAUGCCGCAGGCAGCCCCAGGCGCCCCCAGCCCGGCGCCCGGCCGAACCGGUACGCCCAGCCGCAACCUCAACGGCGAGGCUGGCUCCCGCGCUGGCUCGGCUCACCCCGACCCGCACCCCGCGAACCUCCCCAACCAGGCGGUCGAGCACGGCGACACCGCCCGGAAGUACAUCAACAGCCACGUGAGCGCCGUCCUCCUCGAGGGAAUGAAGAUCAUUGGCAAGAACCAGCCGAAGAAUCCCCUCAAGGUCUUGGGCGACUUCCUGCUUGAAGAAUCCCGCAAGCGAGGCGAGCCCUCUGGCUAAAAGCCGCUGCAGCGAACACCGAUGUGACUUACAUGUGGAAGAGGAACGCGGGAGCUUGAGCUCGGCUGGCUAUCAUACAUGGACGUUGGCGGCAAACACGCACUUUUGGCAUUUUCAGUGGCUUAUGGCUUUAGGCUGGGCGUUUAGGAGGCAGAAAAAAGUCGUUUUUCCCCCAGUCCUUUUCGUGAGAGCAUUGCGCCUC
Messenger RNA from Colletotrichum destructivum, 1077 nucleotides. RefSeq lists its product as uncharacterized. The record is from RefSeq and is a predicted model, not a curated record. Lineage: Eukaryota; Fungi; Ascomycota; Sordariomycetes; Glomerellales; Glomerellaceae. The transcript is spliced from 3 exons. Bases 363 to 875 code for a protein of 170 amino acids.